This is a messenger RNA of Ctenopharyngodon idella (grass carp), 1068 nucleotides long. RefSeq lists its product as uncharacterized. The record is from RefSeq and is a predicted model, not a curated record. The transcript is spliced from 2 exons. Lineage: Eukaryota; Metazoa; Chordata; Actinopteri; Cypriniformes; Xenocyprididae. The coding region runs from base 1 to 1068 and encodes 355 amino acids.
AUGGCAGUAUUUUCCGUAACUGUGUCACCCUCACUGGAAGCGGGACCAGUCCCUGAAGUCGUAAUUGUACCUGUUGUUGUUGCUAUAUAUACUGUAGUGGUGACAUCCUCUUUAGUUGAAGCAGGAUCUGUCGUAGCUGUAGUAGGAUCUCCUGAAGUUACACCAGAAAUGCCUGUUGUACUUUCAUCUGGAGUUACAGUGGUUUCUGCUGUAUUUGAAGGUUCACUGGUUGCUGUGAUUUCAAUAGUUGUUGAAAUAUCUGGUGUAAGAGUGGUGUCGGCUGUAGCUGUAGCAGGAUCACCUGAAGUUACACCGGAAAUCCCUGUUGUACUUUCAUCUGGAGUUACAGUGGUUUCUGCUGUAUUUGAAGGUUCACUGGUUGCUGUGAUUUCAACAGUUGUUAAAAUAUCUGUUGUAAGAGUGGUGUCGGCUGUAGCUGUAGCAGGAUCACCUGAAGUUACACCGGAAAUCCCUGUUGUACUUUCAUCUGGAGUUACAGUGGUUUCUGCUGUAUUUGAAGGUUCACUGGUUGCUGUGAUUUCAACAGUUGUUAAAAUAUCUGUUGUAAGAGUGGUGUCGGCUGUAGCUGUAGCAGGAUCACCUGAAGUUACACCGGAAAUCCCUGUUGUACUUUCAUCUGGAGUUACAGUGGUUUCUGCUGUAUUUGAAGGUUCACUGGUUGCUGUGAUUUCAACAGUUGUUAAAAUAUCUGUUGUAAGAGUGGUGUCGGCUGUAGCUGUAGCAGGUUCUCCUGAAGUUACACCGGAAAUCCCUGUUGUACUUUCAUUUGGAGUUACAGUGGUUUCUGCUGUAUUUGAAGGUUCACUGGUUGCUGUGAUUUCAAUAGUUGUUGAAAUAUCUGGUGUAGGAGUGGUGUCGGCUGUAGCUGUAGCAGGAUCAACUGAAGUUGCAUCAGUAACACUAGCUGAAAAUGAAGUGAAAUCUGUUGUGGAAAUGGAAAAAGUUUUUGUUAUUGGUCUAGCACUGGCCGUAUUUUUGCAGCACUCAGUGGACAAUAUGUUAAAAACGCACAAUAAACUUGUUUAUGAACAAUAUUUUGCAACAUAA